AUGGCGACAAGCAAGAGUGCCGCUUAUGAUUAUCUCAUAAAGCUAUUGUUGAUUGGCGAUUCAGGUGUUGGCAAAAGCUGUCUGUUGCUCCGUUUCUCCGACGACUCUUUUACGCCGUCUUUUAUUACUACGAUUGGAAUCGACUUUAAAAUCCGGACGAUCGAGUUGGACGGCAAACGUAUCAAAUUGCAAAUUUGGGAUACUGCGGGUCAAGAACGGUUCCGUACAAUUACAACCGCUUAUUAUCGUGGUGCUAUGGGAAUACUUUUGGUUUAUGAUGUCACAGAUGAACACAUAAGGAACUGGUUCUCCAACAUAGAGCAGCAUGCAAGCGAAGGAGUAAAUAAGAUUCUCAUUGGAAACAAGUGUGACUGGGUCGAGAAGAAGGUUAUCACCAAAGAACAGGGACAAUUACUUGCUGACGAGUUUGGUAUCAAGUUUUUGGAGACUAGCGCUAAGGCUAACACUAAUGUCGAGGAAGCAUUCUUCACUUUGGCCAGGGAUAUCAAGAAACGACUCAUUGACAAUCAUUCUCAGGACCCACAGCCUCGCAAUAGACUUGACUUGGAUCCGAAUGGUCAGAAAGCUGGCCAGGGUUCUGGCUGCUGUAAAUAG
Molecule: messenger RNA, 615 nt
Organism: Paraglomus occultum
Lineage: Eukaryota; Fungi; Glomeromycota; Glomeromycetes; Paraglomerales; Paraglomeraceae
Source: the annotation of a GenBank genome assembly